UAUGUGCUGGACUGAGGAUGUCUGUGUUCUCCCGCUCUUCUUUGAAUGAGAGUGUUGGCUUGCCACGUCUGAGAAAACCCAUUUACGGGUUUUUGAGGUUUUGGUUUUUUCCGGGCCUGUCUGAUCAUCUGAAGACGGGUUUGGAGGAGGAGAAGCAUGGAUGACAGCUUGUAUGAUGAGUUUGGAAACUACAUUGGGCCGGAGUUGGACACAGACGAGGAGGACUCUGAGCAGGAGGAGGAAGAAGACGAGCAGAGAGGAUUAGAGAAUGGACAUGAUGAUGGUUAUUUGGAGAAUGGGAUUGACGACCGUGGGGACGAUGCCAUGGAUACCGAGGGGGCGGUGGUGCUGGCGGAAGACAAGAAGUAUUAUCCCACUGCCAUGGAAGUGUACGGCGAGGGGGUGGAGACGUUGGUUAUGGACGAGGACGCGCAACCUCUCGAAGAACCUAUCAUUAAACCUAUCAACCUGAAGAAGUUUGAGGUGGUAGCGAAGGAGGUGCAGACAUAUGUAUCGACGGAAUUUUUGAUAGGAUUGAUGGCAAACCCUACGUUGAUCAGGAAUGUGGCAUUGAUAGGGCAUUUGCAGCACGGGAAAACGUUGAUGAUGGACAUGUUGUUCCAACAAACCCACGCUGUGAACACAUUGGACCCUACUAGCGAAAAGCACUUGCGGUACACGGACACUAGGAUCGAUGAGCAAGAGCGUCAAAUAUCAAUCAAGACCGUUCCUAUGUCGCUUGUGUUGGAAGACAGUGCGGGAAAAUCAUACUUGGCCAAUAUAAUGGACACGCCGGGCCACGUGAACUUCUCAGAUGAAAUGACCGCUGCUCUUCGCCUCGCGGAUGGCGCAGUUCUUGUUGUUGAUGCAGUCGAAGGUGUUAUGGUUAAUACAGAAAGAUCAAUCAGGCAUGCUAUGCAAGAGGGACUUCCUGUUGUGGUUGUUAUUAAUAAGGUUGAUCGGUUGAUUACAGAGCUGAAGCUACCUCCCACAGAUGCAUAUCACAAGCUUCGUCAUACCCUUGAAGAGAUCAAUAACCUCAUAUCCCUAUAUUCAUCUGGUGUGGACGGGGUGCCAUUAAUUGAUCCAAUGAUUGGAAACGUGUGCUUUGCAAGUGCCACUGCUGGGUGGUCGUUUACGCUUUUGUCAUUUGCUAAACUCUACGUCAAGCUUCACGGGAUUCCUUUUGAUCCUGCUAAGUUUGCUUCAAAACUUUGGGGUGACACUUAUUACCAUCCGGAUACUCGUACAUUUAGGAAAAAACCCCCUCCUGGUGGAGGAGAGCGUGCAUUUGUGCAGUUCAUAUUGGAACCUCUGUACAAGAUCUAUAGCCAGGUGAUCGGGGAGCAUCGUAAGAGUGUGGAAAGGACUUUGGCAGAGCUGGGAGUUACCCUAAGUAAUGCGGCAUACAAGCUAAAUGUGAAACCACUUCUUAAGCUAGCAUGCAGUUCAGUUUUUGGAUCUGGGACAGGUUUUACUGACAUGCUGGUGAAGCACAUCCCUUCAGCUAAAGAUGCUGCGGUUACGAAAGUUGAGCACACCUAUAUUGGCCCUCAAGAUACUGAACUUGCACAAUCUAUGCGCGACUGCAACGCGGCGGGACCAUUGAUGGUCAACGUCACCAAGCUUUACCCGAAAGCUGACUGCAGCCUUUUUGAUUCAUUUGGGAGAAUAUUAAGUGGUACCAUCCGCACGGGGCAAUGUGUGAGGGUUCUAGGUGAAGGUUAUUCUCCAGAUGAUGAAGAAGAUAUGGCUGUUAAGGAAGUCACCAAACUUUGGGUUUAUCAAGCUCGCUACCGCAUUCCAGUGACGGAAGCUCCAGCGGGGUCCUGGGUUCUCAUUGAAGGAGUCGAUGCUUCAAUUAUCAAAACAGCAACUCUUUGCAAUGAAUUUCAUGAUGAGGAUGUAUAUAUUUUCCGUCCAUUACAGUUCAAUACUCUCUCAGUGGUGAAGACUGCGACUGAGCCUCUCAAUCCCAGUGAGCUUCCUAAAAUGGUGGAAGGACUCCGGAAGAUUAGCAAGAGUUACCCACUCGCUAUCACCAAGGUUGAGGAGUCGGGGGAGCAUACAAUAUUGGGCACUGGCGAAAUAUUCCUGGACUCUAUUAUGAAAGAUCUACGUGAAAUGUACUCAGAAGUAGAAGUCAAAGUGGCCGAUCCAGUCGUUACUUUUUGUGAGACUGUGGUGGAGACGUCCUCUUUGAAGUGUUUUGCUGAGACGCCAAAUAAGAAAAACAAAUUGACUAUGAUAGCUGAGCCGUUAGAGAAGGGGCUAGCAGAAGACAUCGAAAGUGGAGUAGUAUCAUUAGACUGGCCUCGAAAGCGUUUGGGUGAUUUUUUCCAAACAAAGUACGACUGGGAUCUUUUAGCAGCCCGGUCAAUUUGGGCCUUCGGUCCAGAUAAACAGGGACCAAACAUUUUGCUGGACGAUACAUUACCAAGUGAAGUGGACAAAGGCCUUCUGAAUUCUGUGAAAGAUUCUAUUGUCCAAGGGUUUCAAUGGGGAGCUCGUGAAGGACCUCUGUGUGAUGAACCAAUACGCAAUGUGAAGUUCAAAAUUCUAGAUGCCGCUAUAGCUCAAGAGCCACUACAUCGGGGCGGUGGCCAGAUAAUUCCAACCUCUCGACGUGUUGCAUACUCAGCUUUCCUUAUGGCGACUCCCCGGCUCAUGGAGCCUGUCUAUUUUGUGGAGAUUCAAACACCCGCAGAUUGCAUGUCAGCAAUCUACACUGUCCUUUCGAGGAGAAGAGGGCAUGUCACUGCAGAUGUACCGAAACCCGGCACUCCAGCAUAUAUCGUUAAGGCGUUUUUACCAGUAAUUGAAUCAUUUGGUUUCGAAACUGACCUUCGGUAUCAUACACAAGGACAAGCUUUCUGUGUAUCUGUUUUUGAUCAUUGGUCGAUUGUACCUGGUGAUCCUCUUGACAAGUCAGUUGUGCUGCGACCUCUGGAGCCAGCUCCAGUUCAACACCUGGCUCGUGAAUUUAUGGUCAAAACGAGGCGUAGAAAGGGAAUGAGUGAAGAUGUGAGCAUCAACAAGUUCUUCGACGAUCCUAUGCUUCUAGAGCUGGCACGACAAGAUGCAGACUUGCAGCAGAUCUUGUAGUUCUUAACAAUUAGUUGUUAGUAGAAUUUGUAGGAAGGACGGAACCCGGAGCUGGGGAGAGGCUGUCGUCCAUAUUCCCCCAUUGAAAGCUGAAGAGGCCGAGUGUUCAGGGUGUAUCGGUACCAUCUGCAGGGGAAAGUUGUACAACUGACACUAUUAUUAAACAAACAGAUUAGUCACCA
Messenger RNA from Physcomitrium patens, 3287 nucleotides. NCBI's taxonomy places the organism in Eukaryota, Viridiplantae, Streptophyta, Bryopsida, Funariales, Funariaceae. The record is from RefSeq and is a predicted model, not a curated record.